AUGUUGCGCCUGUCUCAACUGCCGAUGGGCCUUGGCCUGACGCUGUUGGCGGCCGUCAAUGUCGUCGCUGUCCCUUCCGUUACGGUGGAUAUGAGGGCCGCCUUCCCAUCUGGGCCCUACCUCCUCGAGCUGCUUGAGACUGCUGCGGGCGAAAACACAACAUCAUACUUUCCAAUCCUCGAUCGCAUCGCCGGCGGAUACUUCAGCGAAGCCAAGACCGAUAAAGAAGUCUACGACAAGUUUCUCCACGUCCUGAACGAGGAUGGACACAUUACUUCUCCUGAGGCCCUCUCUACUUUCAAGCUGGCACUUUCUCUUCGAACUGCCGCUCCCCGGAUCGAGGCUCACUACCAAUAUUACCGAACUGCUGUUGAGCCCCAGCUCGAAUCCAACGCCCGGGAUGGUUGUGAAGUCUGGGCAGAGCUGGCAGGAAAGCAAUACUGCACUCCAACUCUAGACACUCCGAAGGAAUCGGCCUUGGACGGGUCAAAGGCUUUGCCCUUCGACCGGAUCCUAGGAUCAGGCAGUGAGGCUAUCCUGUACGCCGACCCAACUUCGUCUGCUUUUGGUCCAUUCCACAGCACCUUGGUAGAGAAAGCACGUAAUGGGGAGAUUGAAUACCGUCUUCGCUACACGAAGCCUGCUGGCAGCUACGAGGAGGCUCUACCUGUCAGCGGGUACGGAGUUGAGCUGGCCCUAAAGCGAACUGACUACAUCGUUAUUGAUGAUCGGGAGGCACACCAUGACGACUCAGAGAAGGUUGUCAACGCCGAGGAGGUUCUUGAUGCCGCCGAGGAUGUGGCUGAUUUGAAACCUUUGGCAAAGUCUGAGCUUCAGGAGCUUGGUCUCAAGGCCGCAUCUUUCAUCAUGCAGAGCCAGAAUCCCUUUGAAGCUCUGCUUCGACUGACGCAGGACUUCCCCAAGUUCUCGACCUCAAUCGCCGCACAUAAUGUCUCUGCGGAAUUCCUUGCUGAGCACCAGCUAAACCGCCAGCAACUGGUUCCCAGCGGUAUGAACGUGCUCUGGAUGAACGGAGUGCAACUCAUCGAGCGCCAGAUUGAGGCUUUCACAAUCAUCGACCUCCUUCGACGCGAACGAAAGCUCAUUGACGGCGUGCGUGAUCUCGGUUUCACUGGUGGUCAAGCAGUGUCUCUCCUUGGUCAUCCCAAGGUUGCUGAGUCCAAAGCCGACGAGGAGCCUCCGCGCUUCGACUGGACAGACGACCUUGAGGAGGAUCAGGUCAUCAUGUUCCUCAACGAUCUUGAGAAGGAUGAGCGAUACAAGGAUUUCCCCGAUCAGUUGAUGUCGCUUCUCCAGCGUGUUUACCCCGGUCAGCUGCCUCCGAUCAAGCGCGACAUUUUCAAUCUUAUCGUUCCCGUUGAUUUCUCCAAGAUGGAGGAUCUUAACGUGGUGGCUCAACUCAACUCUUUCAUACAGCGAAAGCUUCCGAUUCGUUUCGGUCUGGUCCCUUUGACGCCCACCGAGGAUGCUUUCAAGAUCAGCAAGGUUCUUUACUACCUUCUCGACAAUUACGGCUUGGAUGUGUUCAUCGAGUAUCUGGAUGCGGCCAUGCAGGACUCAAAGACGGAGAAGCCGGAUCAGAGCGUCUUUGAGAAGGCAAUCAAGGAUCGGGAGCCGCUUCCGGAUGCCAUCCUACGCCCCUUCAACGAUGUUUUGCAAUCCGAAGAGCUCGACAACGUGGUAAAGCUUGCCCAGAGGUGGGCAAAGAGACUAAAUGCAAACACCCCUGUCCCCCCUGUGUUCAUCAACGGCAUUCCCGUUCCUCGAGAGAACAAUUGGCUCCAAGCCAUGAGUAUGAAGGCUACAAGCGAUUUGCAAGCAAUCCAGCGAGCUGUCUACCUUGGCAUGAUUGACGAGGAAAGCUGGAUUCCUGACUUCUUCCUUGAGAAGGCAGUCAAGCGCCGCAACACAUACAUUUACCCGGAAGAUGACAAGUCUCUUAAGAUCCUAGACGUCAACAAGAUUUACACUGAACACGACAAUCUCUUUGGCAAGGUCCCAGUUAUUGAGGCGUUCGCCGACUCUACCAAAGAGAACUGGGCGGUCCUGACUGUUGUCGGUGACUUUACUUCCGACGAGGGGACCAACCUUCUACUCGAAGCUUUGGCGUUCCGUCGGAACAACCCUGGGGUCCGCUUGGAUAUCGUCUACAACCCGUUAAUAUCUGCUUCGGCUUCCGCCGUGAACACAGUGAUGAAGAACAGCGGCGAGAAACUUGCCGAGGUCGAAUCUCUUUCUGACAUCAAAGGCAUUCUUGACAGUGCUGCUGGUGAAUCGGAUGGAAUCUUCACAUCAGCCCUCAACGAGUUUCUGUCUUCCGCUGCCAUCAAGCCGGGCUCCAACAUGCUCAUCCUCAACGGACGGGUGGUUGGACCCUUCACCGAAGCCGAGCCUUUCCAGGGUGAUGACUUCCAGUACCUUUUAGAGUUCGAACAGAAGGCCCGUAUACUCCCCGUCUAUGCAGCGGUGGAUGAACUUGGUCUGACUGAGAAGAUCUCCGGGCCACUGGCAGCUGCCAAAGUUACGUCUGUGACUGCAAUUUCGACAAUCUCUGAUUUGCCUGCCGGCAUAUUCGAGUCUGCGCCGUCCUUGCGCGUCAGCGCCCAUGAUGCCUGGAACUCAACCUACACCGCGAUUGAAAUUGGAAACCCAGAGGCUUCGAGCAUUCACAUAGUCGGCGUUUUGAACCCUGCCAGUGAGCAGGCACAGCGAUGGGCACCAAUUCUGAAGGUUGUCUCCGAACUGGACGGAGUCUAUCUGAAGCUCUUCCUCAACCCGAAGGAGAAGAUUGACGAGUUGCCAGUCAAGAGAUUCUUCCGAUAUGUCCUGGAGUCCGAGCCGAGCUUCGAUGAGGCUGGUAAGGUGCAAGCACUCGAGGCAUCUUUCAAGGGUCUGCCCUCCGAGGCCCUUCUCAAUGCCGGCAUGGACGUUCCGCCGUCUUGGCUCGUUGCACCCAAGGUUUCGGUUCACGACCCUGACAACAUCAAGCUGAGCUCCAUUAAGUCGAACGUCUACGCAUCCUACGAGCUUGAGAGCAUCCUCAUUGAAGGACAUUCCCGUGAGGGCGGGCAGUCGCAACCCCCACGCGGUGCCCAGCUUGUCUUGGGCACUGAAAAGGAGCCUCACUUUGCGGAUACCAUUAUAAUGGCCAACCUCGGGUAUUUCCAAUUCAAGGCUAACCCGGGUUUCUACAACAUCCAGCUCAAGCAGGGAAGAAGCUCUGAUAUCUACACCAUCGAUAGUAUCGGUGCGAAAGGAUGGACACCCGUGCCAGGUGAUGAAGGCACCGAGGUGGUACUGAUGGACUUCCAAGGCACAACGCUGUAUCCCCGUCUUUCGCGCAAACCAGGCCAGGAGGAAGCCGACGUUUUGGCUGAGCCUGAAGACAACAGCAUUGUUGGCCGCGGUCUCAAGUUUGCUGAAGGCAUUCUGGGCAAGAAAAAGUCUGCAUCUGACGAGGAGCACGCCGAAAUCAACAUCUUCUCCGUCGCCAGUGGCCACCUCUACGAGCGUAUGUUGAACAUCAUGAUGGUCAGCGUCAUGAAGAACACCAAGCACACGGUCAAGUUCUGGUUCAUUGAGCAGUUCCUAUCUCCCUCGUUCAAGGACUUCAUCCCGCACAUGGCCAAGGAAUAUGGUUUCAAGUACGAGAUGGUGACCUACAAGUGGCCCCACUGGCUGCGCCAGCAAAAGGAGAAGCAGCGCGAGAUCUGGGGCUACAAGAUCCUCUUCCUCGACGUGCUCUUCCCGCUGUCCCUGGACAAGGUCAUCUUUGUCGAUGCCGAUCAGAUCGUCCGCACCGACAUGAUUACCCUUGUCAACCACGACCUCGAAGGCAAGCCGUACGGCUUUACGCCCAUGUGCGAUUCCCGCACCGAGAUGGAGGGCUUCCGCUUCUGGAAGCAGGGCUACUGGGCUAACUAUCUCCGUGGCAACCCGUACCACAUUUCGGCGCUGUACGUCGUCGACCUCCGCCGCUUCCGUGAGCUCGCUGCCGGCGACCGCCUGCGCCAGACCUACCACUCUCUCAGCGCCGACCCCAAUAGUCUGGCCAACCUCGACCAAGACCUGCCCAACCACAUGCAGUUCCAGAUCCCCAUUCACAGCCUGCCGCAGGAGUGGCUGUGGUGCGAGACGUGGUGCUCUGACGAGAGCCAGAAGGAUGCAAAGACUAUUGAUCUCUGCAACAACCCGCAGACCAAGGAGCCCAAGCUCGACCGCGCGCGUCGCCAGGUGCCUGAGUGGACCGUCUACGAUGACGAGAUCGCCGCUCUCGACAGCAAGCGCAAGGGCCUGCCCGUCGAGUCGCCCAAGAAGGAGGAGACCAAGGUCGGCAGUGGAGGUGAGGGCGAGCAGCAGAAGCCUGUCGUCGCCGAAGAGAAGAACACCAAGAGCCGCAACUGGGAGGAGCCGCCUGCGGAGAAGACGCAUGUCAUAGACGAGCUAUAG
This is a messenger RNA of Colletotrichum spaethianum, 4470 nucleotides long. RefSeq names its product UDP-glucosyltransferase A1. Bases 1 to 4470 code for a protein of 1489 amino acids. Gene Ontology annotation, molecular function: UDP-glucose:glycoprotein glucosyltransferase activity. The record is from RefSeq and is a predicted model, not a curated record. The transcript is spliced from 3 exons. NCBI's taxonomy places the organism in Eukaryota, Fungi, Ascomycota, Sordariomycetes, Glomerellales, Glomerellaceae. Gene Ontology annotation, cellular component: endoplasmic reticulum.